UUUUCAAAAAUAUGUUAAAUUCUAGCUAGAUACAAAGAAUGUUCCAAUUCCACCAUUCGAGUGUUCCAUAACGAUAGGCCCAUAAAUAGGUCUUUUUGAGGUGGGGCAUUGUACUCACUUGAAAUGUGGACAACCGCCAAGAGUUUCUUGAAAGAAACUUCGAUUCAUGGUUUCAGCCACAUUGCUGAUGACCAAAAUGGCGUGGAGCGAUUGGUGUGGUCGGUCAUCAUGGUCACAGCUAUCACCACAGCCUCCUUUAUGAUUGUUCAAACCAUGAAUGAGGCCUAUGAAAACCCUUUGACCACGUCGGUCCAAUCCAUCCCAAUUACGGAUAUCCCGUUUCCCGCCGUAACAAUCGAGGUAGAUGAAGAGCUCAACCCUUGGGGAUACACCGAAAAAGCCUUGGAACUGGUGGACUACCGUGGAUUUGAGGGCGAUGUUUCCAAAUUCAGGGAGGACUUCCACUUUUUCUUCAAGAAAAUUGCGGAUGUCAUGAACAAGUAUCUCAUGGACGAGUUCUUCCGGGGGAAUAUCAGUCAAAUCCGAGAGGAACUCGUCACUUGGCUCCUCUACCCGUCACUUUUGAAGGAUUACCCGAUGAAGUUGGCCACGUUGAAACAGAAUCUGAACAGCACUACAUUCGCUAAGCUAGACGAGAGGAUUUCAGAGGUCGCAACUGGUGAAAUUGCAUCCUCUUGCGACGGGAAAUGGUUUUAUACCGAUGUGGUUGUCGAACGAUUGCAGUUCCUGGACGAGGCCUUGGCUGAACAUAACCUUACUCUCACUUGCACCUAUGACAACCUCAAUUGCGAAGAACAUCUCAAGUAUGGAUACCUGCGCACUUUCCUUCCCGUUCUGAUCUCCCUGAAAUGGUGCGACUUUCGGAAGAUGAAGGGUCAAUCCGGAUUUGGACACUUUCUUUCCUUCUUUAUCCAGGAGGUGUACUCGUUUUACCCUGGGACUCCGGCUUUCAAGCUGAAUCAACCUAUGCUAGCUAGGACACGAAUGAAGCUUGGAAAACUGGAAUUGAACUCACAAGAGCUAACUCACCUUCUGACGCCUGGUCCCGGAUACACGGCCGCCUUAUACUUGGAGGACUUGCUUACAGGUCCCUUUCAAUGCGACAUAGACAACUACAAGGCUGCAUGGGAAUGGUUCAGAAAGGGCGUGGAACCUGAAUACGAAAGUCAAAUGGGUUUCCAGCCGUUUGUGAACCAGCGCCCUUGUCUCAACGAUUCCGCAUCAACCAACAUUGGGAUUGCUGGGUGCUGCGCUUUGUGGAAACAAAUUCAAAUCAACAAGGAAAAUGUCUUGAGGAUAAUGAAGUAUGCCAUUCAACCCCCGACCUUCCUCCAACCUGUGGACGAGUUCUUUGCCGAUUUUAAUACAACCCUCUUUCCAAACUAUCGGAAGCUAAAAGCCAAUGACGACCAACUCAAAAACUACCGAGCACGAGUGUUAUGGUGUCAAAAGCUUCAGGGUCAGAUGUUGAAGCCAACUGCUGAGGAUUGUCAACAUUUUGCUAGAGGUUUCACCAAUAAAGGGAUGGCGUACACCUUCAACAAUGAAAGGUUCUGGGACAUGUACAACAACUCAGAUGCUAAUGCGAUAUUGCACAAUAUCAUGCAUCCAGAAUUGAAUGCAAGCCAAGUGGUUUAUCCUUUAACCAAUGGUCCUUUGUAUGGUCUGAGAUACUUGAUUCAGCCCUACAAAGUGGACCAUAUCAUCUUGAAUAAACGAGUCCUUCCUCGAAAGGAGGAUCUUAUCCCAGGCAAUUUUCGAAUCUCAAUUCAUGACCCUCAAAAUGUGCCGGAUCUUCGAAACGACUACAUUGAGCUCAAAGGAGGUUUCACUUACACCGUGCUGGUCAGCCCGUCCCAGUUGAUCACCAAUGAGGACGCCAAAUCCAUUGAGAUACAUAGACGGAAUUGCAGGUUCCACUUUGAGAACGCCAAUAUGAAGAUCCUUCGAAACUAUUCUCAAACAGGUUGCUUUAUGGAAUGUCAGCUUGGCCUAGCCUUGGAGAAAUGUGGCUGCAUACCUUGGAAUUAUCCACGAUUCGGUGCCGAAGAGUCGAUUUGCGAUCAUGCUGGAACGGAAUGCUUCAGUGAGGUGAUGGAAAACAUCACUCUUCGCUCCAAGCAAUGCACUUGUCCUGUGGAUUGCCAUCGAACGAAGUACUCAUACUCAGUAUUUGGUAUGCCCACCAAUGUGGUUGAGAGUUGCAAGACCAAUACCGACUUUUAUGGUCAAUAUAACAUCAUGGACUACUUUCCCCUGAACGACUUCGUCAGACUUUAUCAGGAUAUUGCUGAUCCAGAGAUCUCCUUUUUCCCAGUCAACGACGAAGACUGCCGGAACCAUUUGAAGCAUUCCGCCAUUGUCCAAGUCCAAUUAGCCACUUCGGACGUCCUUCAAAUUAACAGCAAUAUACGGGUCUCUCUUGCAGACUACCUGUCCAGUUUGGGUGGCACAGUGGGACUUUUCUCCGGGGCAUCCCUGUUGAGUCUUAUAGAAAUUCUUCUUUGGUUCCUUCGCUCUAUUCCUGGAGUAUUCAUGUCUUGUCGCUAUACCAAGCAAGACAGGAAUAAUCGGAAUGUAAAUCUCUCUUAGAUAAAAGCAUUUUUUUGCACUUAAGAUGUAAAUCUCCCGAAAGAAGACAUCUGAUGUGACAAGGACUUUUUUUAAUGGAAAUGACGAUCAUGUUCUUUAUAUAUUUUUUUGCACUGUUCUUGAACACAUUGAGUUGUUUUGUCAGGACAUUCAGAAAUUUUAACAUAUCACACUUUAGAUAAAGCUUGGAAUUGAAAGCG
Tigriopus californicus is the source of this 2813-nucleotide messenger RNA. RefSeq lists its product as uncharacterized. Gene Ontology annotation, molecular function: ligand-gated sodium channel activity. Gene Ontology annotation, biological process: sodium ion transmembrane transport. Gene Ontology annotation, cellular component: membrane. The transcript is spliced from 2 exons. NCBI's taxonomy places the organism in Eukaryota, Metazoa, Arthropoda, Copepoda, Harpacticoida, Harpacticidae. Bases 124 to 2613 code for a protein of 829 amino acids. The record is from RefSeq and is a predicted model, not a curated record.